Messenger RNA from Zygosaccharomyces rouxii, 522 nucleotides. RefSeq names its product Csm1p (gene CSM1). The coding region runs from base 1 to 522 and encodes 173 amino acids. Gene Ontology annotation, biological process: homologous chromosome segregation; attachment of mitotic spindle microtubules to kinetochore; meiotic sister chromatid segregation. Gene Ontology annotation, molecular function: protein binding; microtubule site clamp. NCBI's taxonomy places the organism in Eukaryota, Fungi, Ascomycota, Saccharomycetes, Saccharomycetales, Saccharomycetaceae. The record is from RefSeq and is a predicted model, not a curated record. Gene Ontology annotation, cellular component: monopolin complex; nucleolus; chromosome, centromeric core domain. The transcript has a single exon.
AUGGAUGCACUCAGUCAAUAUAGGGAUUCCGUAAAAGAGAGGCUAGAAAAUGCGGAUCUUUUAGUGUCGAAACUGGUUCACGAGAACACAAUUUUAGAGCAGAGUUUAGAAAUACGAAAUCAGGAGUUGGAAUCAAAUAGACGUCGUAUAAGGGAGUUGGAGGAACAAUCUAAACAGUCGGAUGAAUCAAUGGAACUGGUCAAAGAUCUGUUCGAGCACCUUUGCGGAGUUAGAGUUCAUAAAUGUUACGAGGACGACGCCGGACUUUGGUUUGAUACUUCACAAGGUUCGAGAAAUGGUAUAAUGGACUACAAAUUAGGGUUUGUUAGAAGUGAUGAAGCAGGUACAGAGGUUGUUUAUAUACCACUUUUGAAGCAGAGAAGUUCAGAUGAAUUGAAAAUUCUACAGCAACAAAUUCCAAGUUAUAUGUUUGAUACGCUGAGUUUUCCACUGAAAAGUCUGCCGCAGUUUUAUUCAAAGAUGGCUAGGUGUCUAGGUAAGGAAGUACGAGAUAGGGAUUAA